Molecule: messenger RNA, 1629 nt
Organism: Symbiodinium natans
Lineage: Eukaryota; Dinophyceae; Suessiales; Symbiodiniaceae
Source: the annotation of a GenBank genome assembly
AUGGCCGAGCCGCUUUCCCCGCUUGCGGCUGCCCACUCGCGGCGCCCGAGUCACCGACAUGUGGAGGUCGGCGGCAAAGCAAGACCGCUUUCUCCUCUGACUUUGGCGCACAGCCGACAUGCAGAAGCACAUCAACCUUUCUCCAGAAUGAAUUCGACUAGCAGCGCAGGCUCUCAGGAAGGCCGCGCAAUGUCGCCAAAGUCGUUGGCACAUGCUGCUGACCAUCCAGCUUCAACGAGGCCAGGACCCGACCGGCGAGCGUCUACAGAUUCUGGGCCCCGAGCGCUGUCUCCACUGUCGCACUUGCACAGCAAGUUGCACACCCUGGAGCACUCUGGAGACAGGCCGUCCCAUUGUGAGGUGAAUGUCAACAUAGAUGACAAUGGAUGGGUCAACGUGACCGAUCUGUUGCAUUCUGACAUUCUGGGUGGCACCACAGAGGAUAAGCUUUUAGCCAUGAUCAACGAGUCAAAUGUGCAGAAGACUCGCUACGAGAUGGAAGAUGACCCGAAUGGUGGCAAGCGAAUCCGCGCCAUCAGCAAGAGUCGACGCAAUGCUGCCCAAAGAGAGCUCCGAGAGAAGGAGCGCCGCGAGAGGGAGAAACGAAGAGAGGAAGAUACUCGAGAGAGGGAAGCUAGAGAUCGCGAAACGCGAGAAAGAGAGCGGCAAGAACGUGAUCGAGACCCAGUUAGAGAACCUGUCCGCGAAGGGCACCGCCGCCGAGAUCAACCGGGAUGGUGGGACGAUGGCUGGCAGGAUGGUCCUACGUAUGAGCAGCAAGUCAAAGACGGCUUCUUGCCAGUAUACCAAGGCAACAAGUUAGUGGCAAUGGCCAAAGAGAACGAAACCGUGCGACCGGGGAGAAGGACAACACCUCAUGGUGCAAAGGGCUUUGACCCCAGCAAAGGAUUCGACGGAAAGGGGUUUGAUGGAAAAGGGUUUGAAACUAGAGGCUUCGAUGGAAAGGGCUUUGAAGGAAGAGGGUACGACAUGCACAAGGGCGAUGGAAAAGGUGAACGAAAAGGAAGAAGAGACGACAAAGGUAAGGGAAAGUUCGGAGACGAUGGGAAAGGCUUUCACCAUGCGGGCAAAGGUGAAGGCUACAAAGGCGACAGCUACAAGCCCGAGAGUUACAGAGUGGAGGAGAAGGAGGAAGAUGAGCGUGGUGAGGCCCUCAAAGACAGAUAUCGGGGUUCCAGGCAGCUUCGAUGGCGGGCCGUGAACGACAAAGACAUCAUCGUGCGUGUCGGCCUGGGAACGGAGACUGACAUCGUCGGCACGCUCAUGAGGAAUUCCCUAGUUGCCCAAGUAGGGGAGGACAAGAUGCUGAAGAAUGGCAUUGCCCGCAUGUUCAUCGAGUCCAUUGAUCCUAUCCCUGGGAUCAAGGGCUGGGUCACCAGGAGCGCCGAAGCUGCUGGCGGCCCGGUCUUUUUCAAGCCGGACCGCGGCGCAACCCAGGUAGUGCCAAGGGAGCGUGGCAAAGAUGGCAAAGGCAGCAAGGGUCACCAACAGUUUGGAGGAGAGAAGGGUGACAAAGGUGGAAAAGCUCUGGAUGGGAAGGGCAAAGCCAGAAGACCGAUAGGAGAAGGUGAAGGAGGCUACAGCAGGCCCCUACAACCAGGCCUUUAG